This is a messenger RNA of Cetraspora pellucida, 1350 nucleotides long. NCBI's taxonomy places the organism in Eukaryota, Fungi, Glomeromycota, Glomeromycetes, Diversisporales, Gigasporaceae. The record is from the annotation of a GenBank genome assembly.
AUGGCUUCAACGAAAAAAAUUUCCGCUCCAACUACUCCAACUAUUAAACCUACCAUUAAUAAAAAUUCUCCUACAAACGGUUCUCCAAGACCUCAAUUAACUCGUUCUCAAAGUAGUGAUACUUUAUCUCAAACUAGUAGUAAUAGUAGUCGUGGAAAAAAAUCAAGAGUUUCUCCUCAUAUAAUCCCUACUCAAAAAAAUGAUUUUUCUCAUGUUAAAUCACGCGUAGGAUCUUUGGAUAACAUAAGUCAUAUACCGAAAGGAGGUGAAAUAAAAAUUUUUUCGGAUAAGCCUGAUUUUUCUAAUGUCGGUUCACGAAUAAGAUCAUUAGAAAAUAUCGACCAUAUUCCAAAAGGUGGUGAUAAAAAAAUCCUAUCAAUUAAACCUGAUUUUACUAAUGUAGGAUCUCGAGUUGGCUCAUUGGAAAAUAUUAAUCAUACUCCAAAAGGUGGUGAUAAGAAAAUUUUAUCGAUUAAACCCGAUUUUUCUAAAGUAGGAUCUCGUAUUGGUUCAUUGGAAAAUAUUAAUCAUACUCCAAAAGGUGGUGAUAAAAAAAUUGAAUCAAUUAAAAUUGAUUUUUCUAAUAUCACUCCUCGUGUUGGUUCGUUGGAUAACAUUUAUCAUACUCCAAAAGGUGGUGAUAUAAAAAUUAAAUCUGUUAAAGUUGAUUUCUCUAAAGUUCAUUCACGUCCACGUGUUGGUUCUCUCGAUAAUAUUGAUCAUGUUCCUGGUGGUGGUGAAAAAUAUGUUCCUAUUAAAAUUCCUGUAAAGGUACCAUUAAGUUCUGUGAAAUCUAAAGUUGGUUCUUUUGAUAAUAUUCAACAUACUCCUUGUGGCGGUGAUUUCAAGAUAUUUUCAAGAAAAUUAAGUUAUCGUGAUGUUUCUCCAAAAAUCAGAGUGAGAUCCUACAGUAAUGCAAGUUCUAUUGAUGAUAAUGAUCGGUCGGAUCUUGUUUAUAGCCCUAUUUCUUCUCUUGCUUUGGAUGAAUCUCUAGAAGUUAAUAGUCCUCCUUCGGACCCUCUUGCUGACUCUAAUACUCCUUUAACUGAAGUUUUACCUCCUAUUAUGGAAAAUUUACAUAGUGAAGAGGCUAAUGAUGAUAAUUAUAACGAUGAACCUGGUUAUCUUCAAGCCUCUGAACCUCCAAAAAUCUUACAAGAUUCUCAACUUAACGAUACUGAUUUGGAUUUUAAAGUUAAUGUUCAAAGAAAAACUUUACUUUUAGCUAAUGAAUCUAAUUUACCGAGAGCUUUAUCAACUUUUGAAAUACCACCUGAUAAUUCCGUCUCACCUACAAAACCGGAGUUGACCGCUGAUCAGAAAAAAGUUUAUGAUUCUUCUUGGUUAUAA